AAUUAAAGACAACCAACAAAUUAUGGGUACAUUUACUACAGACAACAAUAUGAUCGUUUAUUUCCUCCGUCAGUAUUGGAUCGAUGAGACCGACGAUAGAAUUAAACCGUAUUUCCUAUUCUCUGGAGGACCGGAACAGUUCCUAACGAUUAUGUUUUUAUGGCUUUUAUUUGUCACUAAAUUGGGGCCAAAUUUUAUGAAAAACAGAAAUCCAUUUGUUUUGCGCGAAAUUAUAAUGAUUUAUAACUUUAUAUUAGUUGUAAUCAACGCUUACUUUGUAUGCACGUCCUUAAAAUGGCUAGACUUUGGCCGCAAGUCUUUGGACCCGAAACUACCCGAACGUAAUCAAUGGUCGGACAAAGCAAUUGGCGAAUUGGAUGUAAAGAUGUUUUAUAUUUAUACGAAAUUAUUUGAUUUAUUUGAUACCGUAUUCUUUGUGUUGAGAAAAAAGUCAAAUCAAAUCACAUUUCUUCACGUUUACCAUCACUUUAUGGUUCCUGUGUUGGGAUAUAUGGCGGCCAAACUGUGUCUACAAACCGUAACCCUCGAAGUGUUUUGUUUGCUUAACUCUAUUGUACACACAGUUAUGUAUAGCUAUUACCUGUUGUCGGCAUUUGGACCCCAAAUACAGCCCUAUUUAUGGUGGAAGAGAUAUAUCACACGAUUGCAGUUAAUACAGUUCGCUAUACUUAUAGUGUACGCCAUAUAUUGUGUAAUGUUUGGUGAUUUAUCUAAAUAUCCGGUGGCUCUCAAAUGGUUAUCGAGUGGACAGUAUUGGAUCGAUGAGACCGACGAUCGGAUUAAGGACUACUUCCUGAUGAGUGGAGGACCGGAACAGUUCCUAACGAUUAUGUUUUUAUGGCUUUUAUUUGUCACUAAAUUGGGGCCAAAACUCAUGGAAAACAGAAAACCUUAUGUUUUGCGCGAAAUACUUAUGACUUAUAAUUUUAUAUUAGUUUUCCUAACGAUUAUGUUUUUAUGGCUUUUAUUUGUCACUAAAUUGGGGCCAAAACUCAUGGAAAACAGAAAACCUUAUGUUUUGCGCGAAAUACUUAUGACUUAUAAUUUUAUAUUAGUUGUGAUCAACGCUUACUUUAUAUACGCUUCCCUAAAAUGGCUGCAAUUUGGACACAAAUCGUGGUUAACACGACUGCCGGCCCGUAACGAAUGGUCAGAGAAAGCGAUCGCCGAAUUACCGGAGAAAGCGGUUUACGCUUACUCUAAGUUAUUUGAUUUAUUUGAUACCGUAUUCUUUGUGUUGAGAAAAAAGUCAAAUCAAAUCACAUUUCUUCACGUUUACCAUCACUUUAUGGUCCCUGUGUUGGCAUUUAUAGUCGCAAAACUUUGUCCACAAACAGUGAUCGCAGAAGUGUUUUGUUUGCUUAACUCUAUUGUACACACAGUUAUGUAUAGCUAUUACCUGUUGUCGGCAUUUGGACCCCAAAUACAGCCCUAUUUAUGGUGGAAGAGAUAUAUCACACGAUUGCAGUUAAUACAGUUCGCUAUACUUAUAGUGUACGCCAUAUGUAUUUUGGUUUAUUGCGAUACAAAUGAUCGCACCCGAACGGCCCGACACCGGGAAGUGGCCAAUCGCGUGCCAAAAGUGCGGGUUGUGUACGAUCCGCGAUUUUUCCACAUGGAAUUGUUGUAU
Medioppia subpectinata is the source of this 1651-nucleotide messenger RNA. Lineage: Eukaryota; Metazoa; Arthropoda; Arachnida; Sarcoptiformes; Oppiidae. The record is from the annotation of a GenBank genome assembly.